AUGGUAUUCACUGGUAACACCCUCUCCGGUGGAAUGUGUUUUGGGAGCAGGUACGGUAUAGAGUGCAAUGAGUUCGGCUUUAGGCUCAUCAAUGCUGAUGGUGAUAAGUAUCUCACAGCUGAGCAGUACAAUGAGAAGAUGGUCACGCCUGGCGAGUAG
Messenger RNA from Perkinsus marinus ATCC 50983, 159 nucleotides. RefSeq lists its product as hypothetical. Bases 1 to 159 code for a protein of 52 amino acids. The transcript has 2 exons. NCBI's taxonomy places the organism in Eukaryota, Perkinsozoa, Perkinsida, Perkinsidae. The record is from RefSeq and is a predicted model, not a curated record.